Messenger RNA from Cuscuta campestris, 3499 nucleotides. The record is from the annotation of a GenBank genome assembly. NCBI's taxonomy places the organism in Eukaryota, Viridiplantae, Streptophyta, Magnoliopsida, Solanales, Convolvulaceae.
GUCGCCUAUUCUCCCAUGAUGUGCGAUUUCAGGUUUCUUCAUCGGCAAAAAUUCUCCGCCGUAGAUCUUCGUCCACUGAAAGCAAAUCUGCAAGGAAAGUCAAAAAUCCGCUGAUUGUUUGCGGAUUCUUCGCGUCAAUCCCGAAAUCUACACCGUCAAACCGUGAAGAUCCGCUUAUUCUUCGACGUCAAUGCGAGAUUCAGAUUGGGGAAGAAAGUGAACGAAAACAACCACAUUGGUGUCCAUAGGUUAUUCUUCGAAUGAAGGUUAAUUAGGUUUCAAAUUGCAGAGGUAAUUUCACUUCCUGAUUUCUUCCUAGCAGUAAUUUCACUUCUUGAUUUCUUCCUAGCGGAAUUACAGGUUAGAGGUAAUUUCACUUCUUGACUUCUUUUUUUAUUUUUUCUUAGUUGGAGUUCUAUUUUAAAUUCAUUUCGACUAUUAGGGAUUAAGGAGCAAUUAAUUUCAUACUUGAGGAAAUAAUCUAAACAAAGUUUAUAAAAAACUCCAAAUGUCCAGGUUAGAAAGUGCUAUUUCCCUGUUGACAUUGUAAUUUAAUGAAAAAGUUGCUUAGUAUGGGAGAUUUUAGAUUCCAUAUUGUGUCCUAGAAAAAUGUUUUAUGGUUUCAAAGCUUUGUUAAUAAAUUUAUGUUUUUAUUAACGGGAAACUUUCCACUUUGGGAAUAAGUUUAUCAAAAGCUUCACAUAAUAAGAUUAUUUUGAUUUUUGAAACCCCUGAUUUUGAUCACUUUGUUUGGGUGUAUUUAGUGUUGAUUUUGAGCAUUCGUGUACUUUUUUUCAUUUUCGGUUUUCAUUUUGUUUAUAGGUUUCUAAACUAUUUAUGACAUAUGACAUGUCUUUUGUAUUAGAUAUGUACACAUCAAGCUUGACAUAAAUCGUGUAACAGAAGAUCCUCCAAGUGGAAAGAAGUGUUUCUUAGUUUUAGCUAUAAACAUUCAAAGUUCAUUAGAGGAUCUUCUGUUUACAGGAUUUAUAUCUAUUAUAAAACUAGGGCCAAAAAUACUUGUGGAGUUAUACCAGACAAUACGGUGAAAUGUCAUCCUUUUUAUUUACGGACAUACACUAGGUUAUUAUUAGAGUAUGAGUUACAUAAGAUUAAUUUUAUACAUGCAUAAAUGUUGUUCCCCUUCAUGGUUGAUAAAUUUGUCCAUGUGAAGAUGAUUUUGGAACAACUCAAAAUGUAAAGGAUGUACUUAAAUUUAGAAUGUUUUUCACUUCCCCCACAUCCUCUUGAAUUUCCAAAGUUUUUUCUAUCUUAAAACACGAUAAGCGGUGUUUUAAUCUAAAUUUCGUUUGCUGGCAAUUCUGAAAUCCGUAUAUUUACCUUCACCCCAUCAAACACACAUACAAAGAACUACUGUGAAUUAUACUCCUACCGGUUCUGUUUCAUUCCCCAGUUCCUAGCACGUUUAAUGAACACCCAUCAUCAACAUAUUGUUAUGGAGGUAAGUUGUUGUUCUCAGUGCUAUAUGUAGCUUCACAGAAAAACUUACGAGUAUAAAACUGUGCGUGCGUGUGUUGAUAUAUAUAAAGAGAGUUUUCUAAUUGCAAGACUAACAUGUCAUGUGACAUGACAGCUAACUUGGUUUUCUCUAGCUCAGUCGGAAUAUGUCGGAGAGUUACCCGGCUAUAAAGUCUGGAUAUCAGUUAGUUUGCCACGAUUGGUCAUAAUUUCUGAUUGAUGAUGUUCACGAUGAUGAUGAACAUGGUGUCCCGAUCUUAAAAUCUGGACUGCCUGCACGGGGUCACAACACUGAUUUUGUGUUUACCAGUGCAAGCCAUGACACUGGUUUUGCAAUCAAAUGUCCGAUACGGGUAAAAGAAUCGACAUUGAAGGUGUACAUUUCUACUUUGAUUUUGGGUUUGGUCAUCGAUUAGGUUCUAGGUUGUCUUUUAACUUUAGUGUUUGACAAUCAAAUUUGCGUUAGGUUUGCGGGUACAAUCCGUUGGAUUUUAAUUUUUAGGUCAGACUCUAGGUCGUGUUUUGAGUUAAGGCAAUUGCGUUUUACUGUCUUGUUUUUUGUUGUGGUUCUAAAUACUAUCAAAUUGUAUGAGGAGCACGACAGAUUUACUUCAACAACAGACAACAUAGUAUACAACGAAAUCCUACAACACAAACGGUACUCUUGCUGGACAGGACCACUGGACGCAUAGUACCCAAUAAAUCAGGUUGCUAUUUCAAUGGAUACUUAAUUACUGGGUGUUUUGCAUUACUAGGCUCUCUGAUUCCCAUAGAUGUAAAAUGCUGUUAUGGUCUCUGAUCUUCUUCGCACAUUGUUACAGUACUCUCUGCGCAUUCUAAGGUUGAGAUUAGCUAGGCAAGGUUGAUCAAAGAGGUGUGAAAAGUUCAUGCAGUAAGAGAGUGUGGACUUGAAGUGCAAGCUGUAGGGAUAUGGCUUUCAGGGUAGCCACACUAUGGAGCUGCUGGGACAACGGAAAAAACGUAGGACCCACGUUUGGCUUCCAUAACUUUGCUCACGCCAUUGCACAACCAAUUCCAAUGGACAACAUCAUCUUCGGCAAUCCCAUAGCGCCAAUAAAGGCCCAGUCUGCAAAUCAGGAAAGGAUUGAAGGGAACAUUGCUUACAGAUUCCAAGAUAUCACUUUCUUCAAUGGGUCUAUGGAACUAAUGGCCGUCCCUAAAAAGAAGGUUCAUCCUCUGACAACUUCCUUAACAUGACAAUUAAUUUUGAACACGCUGAAAGUACCAUUACAUAACCUUUUCAAAUUGCUAAAGCAGGUUACUCGUCACAAGAGUUACUCCAAAGCUAUUGCCAAUGAAUCACAGGUUACUCGUCACAAGAGGGGGGAUACGAAAUGGACCAAAGGCAUUGAAACCUCAACCUCUGAUAAUCCGCUGCACGUAAGUACUUUCAAUAUCUCAUUGCACCCAAACUUGAAUGCCCCCUGCCAUAAAAAAGAACGACAAUCCCAGUAAAACCCCGUGAAAGUAGGGUUUGGAGAGGGUGAUAUGUAUCCAAAACUCACCCCUACUUGGAAGUAUGCCUAUUAACUCUCAAACACAUUAUGUAAGUUAGUAGGGUUUGUGGCAGAGUGAAAUUACCACACUUGUUCUGUUGUGGCGGGAUUCGGCAAGAGGCAGCGCAGUAGAGGGAGAGGAUGAUGAAAUGAGGGAGUAGAUAUGCACUUUUCAUUGCUGAACCAGCACUUUGAGUGAACCAUUAGCAAACAGUUCAAAGUCUGAUUUUUUUAAAAUAUUAAAAGUACACUUUUUCUUUGAAGAUUUGCCAUUGGUGUUGUGUUCAAAUGGUUUGUUUAGUCGAAAAAUCUUCCAAGUAUUAGCUUUGUUUGACUUGUCGUAGAGGAAAACAGGUUACAUAUUUGCAAGAUCAUCAUAUUCACUUGAAUAAGACGUAAGGUACGGAAUAUUAACACCACAGCCUCCUCUUAUAAUUGGGUCUGGGACUCUGGGUUGGCCCAACAACUUGUGACUUCAUUUUUAAAAAAUUUCAGGUUACUUC